This is a messenger RNA of Athalia rosae (coleseed sawfly), 2156 nucleotides long. RefSeq lists its product as uncharacterized. The transcript has 6 exons. Lineage: Eukaryota; Metazoa; Arthropoda; Insecta; Hymenoptera; Athaliidae. The record is from RefSeq and is a predicted model, not a curated record. The coding region runs from base 337 to 1647 and encodes 436 amino acids.
AGCGUGAGAACGCCGAGCUCGUGGAGGGCACCCCAGAACCUUGGAAGGGGAAGCAAUAUGAUGGCCAGCAACGUUGAGAGUAGAACGUGGUAGAACGUUCAGGCUAUGGUGGCGCUCGAUAGAUCCCGACACCAUCGUAGUCGACUGAUAGUGGAUCCUAUGUAGGAUUUCGUGUCUGAUCUGUUGAUUUCAUAAAUCUGAGACUGAGAAUUCAAAAACCGAUAGUUUAGCCAUCAGACCAACGGAUUGUCAACGAAUUGGGUUUCCCACUUGCUUUAUCACUUUACUUAUAUGUUUGUGUAUACGAUAAUCAAUUUAAAUUUUACAUAAAAUCAAAUGGCGGGGCGAAAGCACACACGAAAAAAGGAUUUACGUCAAACCUAUCAGGAUGCAAACACUCAAACAAGUCCAAUGAAGUUUAUCUCGGAGAACGAUUAUUUGAAAAAAGAAAUUGAGUUACUGAAGUUACAGCUCAAGGCCUUGACACCUGAAGUACUAUCAAAUGAUAGUAAUCAGACUACUACUGGAUCCAGGAAAAAACAAGAGACCAUUGUUUUGGCUGUAGCAGACAGCCCUCAAACAUAUAAAAUUGUUGGUAAAGGUUGUAGCUGUAAGGGAUCAUGCUCAACAAAAGUUUGCGGUUGUGUAAAAAAACAAAUUUCAUGUGGAGAAUCCUGCAAAUGUAGUCAUUCCAAAUGUCAAAAUCAGGAACCAGACAAAGAGAACAUGGUUCAAAAUAAAAAACUACUUAACGAUGUGCAGCUGAAAUUCCCAAAUUUGACUGCAUUGGGACUUAUUGAUGAUCUUCCUCCAAAUACUGCCCCAGUUACUGCUGGCCCAUCUACUAAAUUAACUAAAAAACUUCAAAAAGCUGAACGAAGCAUUUUCAGUCCUGAUUCACCUGGAACAGAUCAACUUGGAGUUUCAUUUACUAAACUUCAAUUGAAGAAGCCCCUCAAAUUCACAAAAGUGAACAAAAAUCUAACUUAUUCUUCUGAUUCAUCUACAUCCUCGUCAGAUGAAGCAGAAGAUCUCAAGAUACAGCAAAAAAGAUAUGAACCUAGUGGAGCUCAACUGGAUUUGCCAGCCAAGAAAGUUGAACAGAGCAUCAAAAAGAUUAGCUCAAGUAACAAAGUUGAAGAAAAAAGAGAGAGAAAAGGCAAAAAUCCGCACACUUAUCCAUCUCGCCAUGACAUGCAUCAAACGAAAUUUCCUAACAGGAGUAAACCUGUCACUCAACAAGGAAAAUCAAAGAGGAAGGAUAUCAUACCUCCAGACUUGGAAGAAACAGCAAGUGAAUCUUUGGAAGAGCUGGAUGAUGAAGUACAUUUGGAUGAGUUUAAGCACUCAAUAAUUGAUCCCAUGAAGCCAACACGUCAACUAGCCCGCACACCCGUUAUGGCAUCACCUAGCAUUGGCCAAUCAAGAGUAUCCGUCGAGGUAUCCUUAGAAUCUAAUCCUGGAUCCAUAAUAGAUCCAUUGGCACUAGAUCAGAAGAUUAUAGCAGUGCAACAGAAAAAAGAUGAUGAGGCGCCACAGGUAAACUGGGAUGAGCAUUACGCUCGGCUUGUUCCUUGCCGACUUUGCAAUCGAACGUUUAAUCCGGAAAGACUUGCAAAACAUGAAGCUAGCUGCAAGCGAGUAUGAGUUGGAAUUCGUAGUUUGAUGCUGAUGAUGAUUAUGUGAAUAUAUUUUGGGUGAUCAGCUAAAAGGUAUACAUACUCAAUAAUGAUGGACAUGUCGCCGUUCUGAGAAAAAUGUUUGAUGUUGAAUUCGUCGGUUAGACUAAUGCUGUACUACAUAAUCAUUGAUUUUUUAUUUUUUCAUCGCAGUAAUUUUGUUAAGUUACACUAUGCACAUACAGAAAAAAUCUCCAACAAAAGUAUUUUUUCCACACAAAUCGAAAGUUGCCUCUUAUACUCAUUCACCAGCGUUCACGGUAUAUAUGAUCGACUGGUUCGAAUGAAUGCGUAAUUUUCUUUUUAGGCCAUGAAGUACCGUUGUUGUACCAUUAACCGAGUAUUAUAGAAAUUUUUAUGCAACACAUAAAUCACCUAUAUUUUAUUUAUUUCCAAUCCACAUGCACCGAGCAUCCCAAGUCCUUUAUUUUGUUAGUCGAUAAAAAUCAUAAAAAAUCCAAGACCACGGCCUCUGAU